Molecule: messenger RNA, 1874 nt
Organism: Bolinopsis microptera
Lineage: Eukaryota; Metazoa; Ctenophora; Tentaculata; Lobata; Bolinopsidae
Product: transcription factor HES-5-like
Exons: 8
Coding region: 37-900 (287 amino acids)
Biological process (GO): anterior/posterior pattern specification; regulation of transcription by RNA polymerase II; regulation of neurogenesis
Cellular component (GO): nucleus
Molecular function (GO): DNA-binding transcription factor activity, RNA polymerase II-specific; RNA polymerase II cis-regulatory region sequence-specific DNA binding; protein dimerization activity
Source: RefSeq, a predicted model, not a curated record
AAAUAAUUUGAGCUUUGACACAAGACAGCUUUGAAUAUGGCCGCUCCAGAUAUCAAACAGGAACCUAUGCUGAACUUGCCAAAGGUUGGCAAACUCCCCAAACCACUGGUAGAACGUCGCAGAAGAGCCCGUAUUAAUGCGAGUGUAGAUGCACUACGAGAGAUCCUGCCCACCACCCACGCUGAUGCCAGGACCGACAAGGCUGACGUGCUGGAGAUGGCUGUUAACCAUCUGAAGCAGUUGCGCAAGAGGAGAAGGGAUGCCAGGGAUAAGAGAGCCAGAACCGCUCAACUUCAAGGGCUAGGACCAGUACACACAGAAGAAAAGAGUUUCCGAAAGGGAUACUCCGAGUGUCUCUCAGAGGUCGCCAAGAUGAUGAUGUUUUCACCUGCUAUUGACGAUGGAACCAGACAGAAACUGAUCGCAAGACUCACAACAGUGAGCUGCCCUCCGAACCCACCACCCCGAGCAGGGGCCCAGUCUCCAGUCUCCUGUGGUGCAACACCACCCCACUCCCCCGGAUACCCCUCUCCACCCAGCUCUCCUGGUGCUAGAACUCCCAGUCAUCUCAAGGUGUGUGGAUCACCCCCAAUUAGUGGAAGUGUUUCCUCAGAUCCCGGCCGUGUUCCCGGACUCAUCAAACCUAAACCUCAAGUCAUGAUCAACCCGCUGUCCGGCUUCCCUAGAGUGCUGUCUCCAGCUAUCCAAGCAGCCCUUCAAGCCAGACUUGCCAUGCUGACUAACCCCAACAAACCACCACAACUCUCCACAUUCAUCCCAAAACCAGGCACUCUCACUGCACGACAAGAACUGAUGAACCUGAUGACACAGCCGCUAUCCGAGAGGACCAGACUCCCACAAUCUACCUUCAACUCUCUGCCUCUGUGGAGACCUUGGUGAAAGGAGACACAGGAGACACAGCCAUCAUGGGGGUCUUAUUGUGGAAAUUACUAUGAAAAAGACUGCUGAGAUUACACAUUUGCUUGCUGGAGAUAUAGAGAUAUUUUGCGACACUUUGGGGUGAUUGUGGACUUGACUAAAGGGACUUGGCAGUUUGGGUAUCUUCUGGUUUAUUAUGUGGACUUUAUUCAAGCACGAGGAGAGACAGAGUGGGCGUGAAUUACAAGAUAUUAGGGAGAAAUUUGUAAAGAUGUUUACAACUUGGUGAUUAAACUAUGGAGCUUUGAACUUUAAGCUGAACUUCAAGGUUUAUAUAUUUCUAUUAUCUAUGUUUUAUGUUUGUUUAAAACGUUUAAUAGAUAUUUGUUAAAACAGUUUUUCCGGUGAAGCUUGCAUCAGAAGUUAUCAGAUCUUACCAUAUUUUAUCAAGAAAGGCACUGUAUGAGUACUUGUACGUCAAAAUAUUUCGAAAUCUUGGUCUUAAAUUCGGACUGAUUGCAAGUUUUAACCCAUUAAAAUUACCCCGUGGUUUAUGACAAUUGUCACAAAUUCAAUUUAAGAAACUGCUCUGAGAUCACAUUGCUCUUUUGAGACCCAAUAAAUUGUGAAGAUCUAAUAACCCAUGUCUUUAUGAACCCGCAAACCACUGACAAGGUUAAAACUAAUCGAAUUUCCUGGGUUAGAUGGUUUAACUUUCUCUCAUCCGGACAAAGUUCCCUCCCUGGACAACUUUUAAACGAGCAGCUGAAGUUUGGUUUAUAUAGUUCUGGGAUUAUUUGAUCAAAUAUUUUAGUUUGAUUCAAAAGCUAGAGUAUUUGAUAUUUGUCUGUUCAAUUUGAACAAGGGUACUGAUGCUAUCAACUUUUUUCUUUUUUUACAGAACAUGAUAAUUCAAAUUGGACGAAUGAUUUAUAUAUUUAACCAAUUUUAUUUAUAAUGUAACGUAAAUUAUUUGUGGUUUGUAUAUUUAUUUA